Mercurialis annua (annual mercury) is the source of this 653-nucleotide messenger RNA. RefSeq lists its product as uncharacterized. The coding region runs from base 102 to 479 and encodes 125 amino acids. NCBI's taxonomy places the organism in Eukaryota, Viridiplantae, Streptophyta, Magnoliopsida, Malpighiales, Euphorbiaceae. The transcript has 2 exons. The record is from RefSeq and is a predicted model, not a curated record.
CCCACCAGAUGGAUGGCCACGUGUCAUUCAAUGAGAUGAAUAGAUUUGAGAUAAGAGAUUAAGGAGUGGAGAAUCUUUGUUGUAGUUUGAGGAAAUUAAAAAUGGAUAUUCGCUUCUUCUUUUGCUCAUCAAGAUUACACAAAUCUUCGUCUCCAUUUACGCCUCUCUGCAGCUCACCAAGAAACUCUCAACAAUCCCCUGACAAUAACGGUGAUAAAUUGUCGACAGAUUGGGACAAGGCAUGGUCGAGUUUCAAGAAGCAAGGAAAAAAAACUCUCUUCUCACAAUUUUCUCCGAACAAAUAUGUGACAUGGAACCCCAGGCAGUCCAAUUAUCCGAUAUCGGAAGAGAUUGAUCCGAUCAAGAGAACGGAGAGGUCAAAUCUUGAGUUGUGGACCGGUCCAAGGUUUACUCUAGUUGUUGCCAUUCUUAUAGUCUCCUUUCUUUUGCUCUACACCAUUCUUUCACCAAUUAGGUGACUCAAAUUAUCUGUGUGCUGGUCAACUAUGUUAUGUAAAAUUAUGAAAUUAGGAUUCUUCUUUGUUGUAGUAAGUAUUACUAUAAUUCCUGUUAAAACUUAUUUUGUACUCUUUCUUAAAGAAUUAAAAAUUAAGAGUAAAAUGGUUUUAGGAAGUCCCUGACUGGGGAUAUAA